AUGGUAUUCAGCAAGUCGGUGUUGAGGUUGGGAGAUCACCUGUUUUCCUGUUUGAAGACCACACUGGAAAACCUGCCCCUGAAGACUAUCCCCUCUUCAGAACCGUUAACAUCGCUGACGGGAACUUACAAAGGAAUUGGCUUUUUUAGGUGGCAUCGGGUUGCAAUUAGCGUGGAGAAGAAGACUGUGACAAUGAUUGUUGAUUGUAAGAAGAAAACCACAAAACCACUUGAUAGAAGUGAGAGAGCAAUCGUUGACACCAACGGAAUCACGGUUUUUGGAACCAGGAUUUUGGAUGAAGAAGUUUUUGAGAAAAAAGAAUGUGGCUGUUUUCUGGGAUCUGCUGGGACCAGGUGGCUUCGACAGUCUCUACCAAAUGUCCUUCCAGUAGUGGAACUGCUUUUUCCCCGUGUGGCCCGAGAACCUCCCGGACCCCACUGUGUUCCUGGGGAUUGGCCAUUCUCACCAGAGCACCUCCAGGGGGACAUCCAGCAGCUGUUGAUCAUAGGUGACCCUAAAGCAGCAUAUGACUACUGUGAGCAUUACAGUCCAGACUGUGACUCUUCAGUACCCCAGGCCGCUCAGGCUCAGGAACCUCAGGUUGAUGAGUAUGCACCUGAGGAUAUUCUGGAAUAUGACUAUGAGUAUGGGGAAGCAGAGUAUAAAGAGGCUGAAUUUGUAACAGAGACACCCACUGUAGCUGAGGAGACAAUAGCACAAACUGAGGCAAAUAUUGUUGAUGAUUUUCAAGAAUACAACUAUGGAACAGAGGAAAGUUACCAGACAGAAGCUCCUAGGCAUGUAUCUGGAACAAAUGAGCCAAAUCCAGUUGAAGAAGUAUUUACUGAAGAAUAUCUAACUGGAGAGGAUUAUGAUUCCCAGAGGAAAAAUUCCGAGGAUACACUAUAUGAAAACAAAGGAAUAGACGGCAGGGACUCUGACCUUCUGGUAGAUGGAGAUUUAGGCGAAUAUGAUUUUUAUGAAUAUAAAGAAUAUGAAGAUAAACCAACAAGCCCCACUAAUGAAGAAUUUGGUCCAGGUGUUCCAGCAGAAACAGAUAUCACAGAAACAAGCAUAAAUGGCCACGGUGCAUAUGGAGAAAAAGGACAGAAAGGAGAACCAGCAGUAGUUGAACCUGGUAUGCUUAUUGAAGGACCACCAGGGCCUGCAGGACCUGCGGGUCUUAUGGGUCCCCCAGGUCUACAAGGCCCCACUGGACCCCCUGGUGACCCUGGAGAGAGGGGCCCCCCAGGACGUCCUGGCUUACCAGGGGCUGAUGGUCUACCUGGUCCUCCUGGGACCAUGUUAAUGUUACCGUUUCGUUAUGGUGGCGAUGGUUCCAAAGGACCAACCAUCUCUGCUCAGGAAGCUCAGGCACAGGCGAUUCUUCAGCAGGCUCGGAUUGCUCUGAGAGGUCCACCCGGCCCAAUGGGUCUAACUGGAAGACCGGGUCCUGUGGGGGGGCCUGGUUCAUCUGGUGCCAAAGGUGAGAGUGGUGAUCCAGGUCCUCAGGGCCCUCGUGGUGUUCAAGGUCCACCUGGCCCAACGGGAAAACCUGGAAAAAGGGGUCGUCCGGGUGCUGAUGGAGGAAGAGGCAUGCCUGGAGAACCUGGGGCGAAGGGUGAUCGAGGAUUUGAUGGACUUCCGGGUCUGCCAGGUGACAAAGGUCACAGGGGUGAACGGGGUCCGCAAGGUCCUCCUGGUCCCCCUGGAGAAGAUGGAAUGAGGGGAGAAGAUGGAGAAAUCGGACCAAGGGGUCUUCCAGGUGAAGCUGGUCCUCGAGGUUUGCUGGGACCAAGGGGGACUCCAGGACCUACAGGGCAGCCUGGUAUUGCAGGUGUAGACGGCCCCCCAGGACCAAAAGGAAACAUGGGUCCCCAAGGGGAGCCUGGACCUCCAGGUCAGCAAGGGAAUCCAGGACCUCAGGGUCUUCCUGGUCCACAAGGUCCAAUUGGUCCUCCUGGUGAAAAAGGACCACAAGGAAAACCAGGACUUGCAGGACUUCCUGGUGCUGAUGGGCCUCCUGGUCAUCCUGGAAAAGAAGGCCAGUCUGGAGAAAAAGGUGCUCUGGGUCCUCCUGGUCCACAGGGUCCUAUUGGUUACCCUGGUCCCCGAGGAGUAAAGGGAGCAGAUGGUGUCAGAGGCCUCAAGGGCUCUAAAGGUGAAAAGGGUGAAGAUGGUUUUCCAGGAUUCAAAGGUGACAUGGGUCUUAAAGGUGACAGAGGAGAAGUUGGUCAAGUAGGUCCAAGAGGAGAAGAUGGCCCUGAAGGACCCAAGGGUCGAGCAGGUCCAACUGGAGACCCCGGUCCUUCUGGGCAAGCAGGAGAGAAGGGGAAACUUGGUGUUCCAGGAUUACCAGGAUAUCCAGGAAGACAAGGUCCAAAGGGUUCCACUGGAUUUCCUGGGUUUCCAGGUGCCAAUGGAGAGAAAGGUGCACGGGGUGUAGCUGGCAAACCAGGACCUCGGGGUCAACGUGGCCCAACGGGUCCUCGAGGUUCAAGAGGUGCGAGAGGUCCCACGGGGAAACCUGGUCCAAAGGGUACUUCAGGUGGUGAUGGCCCUCCUGGCCCUCCUGGUGAAAGAGGCCCUCAAGGACCUCAGGGUCCAGUUGGAUUCCCUGGACCUAAAGGUCCCCCUGGACCACCUGGGAAGGAUGGCCUGCCAGGACACCCUGGACAACGUGGAGAGACUGGAUUUCAAGGCAAGACUGGCCCUCCAGGACCAGGGGGUGUCGUUGGGCCACAGGGACCAACGGGUGAGACUGGUCCAAUAGGUGAACGAGGACAUCCUGGCCCUCCCGGCCCUCCUGGUGAGCAAGGUCUUCCUGGUGCUGCAGGAAAAGAAGGUGCAAAGGGUGACCCCGGUCCUCAAGGUAUCUCAGGGAAAGACGGACCAGCAGGACUGCGUGGUUUCCCAGGUGAAAGAGGUCUUCCUGGAGCUCAGGGUGCACCUGGACUGAAAGGAGGGGAAGGUCCCCAGGGCCCACCAGGGCCAGUUGGCUCACCAGGAGAACGCGGAUCAGCGGGUACAGCUGGCCCAAUUGGAUUGCCAGGGCGUCCAGGACCCCAGGGUCCUCCUGGUCCAGCUGGAGAGAAAGGUGCUCCUGGAGAAAAAGGUCCCCAAGGCCCUGCAGGGAGAGAUGGAGUCCAAGGCCCUGUGGGUCUCCCAGGGCCUGCUGGGCCUGCAGGCUCGCCUGGAGAAGAUGGAGACAAGGGUGAAAUUGGUGAACCAGGACAGAAAGGCAGCAAGGGUGACAAAGGAGAAAACGGUCCUCCUGGACCUCCAGGUCUUCAAGGUCCUGUUGGUGCCCCUGGAAUUGCUGGGGGUGAUGGUGAGCCAGGUCCCCGAGGUCAGCAGGGGAUGUUUGGACAAAAGGGUGAUGAGGGUGCAAGAGGUUUCCCAGGACCUCCUGGUCCCAUAGGUCUUCAGGGUCUGCCGGGCCCACCUGGUGAAAAAGGUGAAAAUGGGGAUGUUGGUCCCAUGGGUCCACCUGGUCCUCCAGGCCCAAGAGGCCCUCAAGGUCCCAAUGGAGCUGAUGGACCACAAGGACCCCCAGGAUCCAUUGGUUCAGUUGGUGGUGUUGGAGAAAAGGGUGAGCCUGGAGAAGCAGGGAACCCAGGGCCCCCUGGGGAAGCAGGCACAGGCGGCCCCAAAGGAGAAAGAGGAGAGAAAGGAGAAGCUGGUGCACCUGGUGCUGCUGGACCUCCUGGUGCUAAGGGACCACCAGGCGACGAUGGCCCUAAGGGUAACCCGGGUCCUGUUGGUUUUCCUGGAGAUCCUGGUCCUCCUGGGGAACCUGGCCCUGCAGGUCAAGAUGGUGUUGGUGGUGACAAGGGUGAAGACGGAGAUCCUGGUCAACCGGGUCCACCUGGCCCAUCUGGUGAGGCUGGCCCACCAGGUCCUCCUGGAAAAAGAGGCCCUCCUGGAGCAGCAGGUGCAGAGGGAAGACAAGGAGAAAAAGGCGCCAAGGGAGAAGCAGGUGCUGAAGGCCCACCUGGAAAAACUGGCCCAGUUGGUCCUCAGGGACCUGCUGGAAAGCCUGGUCCAGAGGGUCUUCGGGGCAUCCCUGGCCCUGUGGGAGAGCAAGGUCUCCCUGGAGCUGCAGGUCAAGAUGGGCCUCCUGGUCCUAUGGGACCUCCUGGCUUACCUGGUCUCAAAGGUGACCCCGGUUCCAAGGGUGAGAAGGGACAUCCUGGUUUAAUUGGCCUGAUUGGUCCUCCAGGAGAACAAGGUGAAAAGGGUGACAGAGGACUCCCUGGAACUCAAGGAUCUCCAGGAGCAAAGGGGGAUGGAGGGAUUCCAGGUCCUGCUGGUCCCAUAGGUCCCCCUGGUCCUCCAGGCUUACCGGGUCCUCAAGGUCCAAAGGGUACCAAAGGCUCUACCGGACCUGCUGGCCAGAAGGGCGACAGUGGUCUUCCAGGGCCUCCUGGGCCCCCGGGUCCACCUGGAGAAGUCAUUCAGCCUUUACCAAUCUUGUCACCCAAAAAAACAAGAAGACAUGCCGAAAACAUGCAAGCAGAUGCAGGUGAUAAUAUUCUUGACUACUCAGAUGGAAUGGAGGAAAUAUUUGGUUCCCUCAACUCCCUGAAACAAGACAUCGAACAUAUGAAGUUUCCCAUGGGUACGCAGACUAACCCAGCUCGAACGUGCAAAGACCUGCAACUCAGCCAUCCUGACUUCCCAGAUGGUGAAUACUGGAUUGAUCCCAACCAAGGUUGCUCAGGAGAUUCCUUCAAAGUUUACUGUAAUUUCACGUCUGGUGGCGAGACUUGCAUUUAUCCAGACAAAAAAUCUGAGGGAGUAAGAAUAUCAUCGUGGCCAAAGGAGAAACCAGGAAGCUGGUUUAGUGAAUUUAAGAGAGGAAAACUGCUUUCCUAUUUAGAUGUUGAAGGAAAUUCCAUUAAUAUGGUGCAAAUGACAUUCCUGAAACUGCUGACUGCCUCUGCUCGGCAAAAUUUCACCUACACCUGUCAUCAGUCAGCAGCCUGGUAUGAUGUGUCAUCAGGAAGUUAUGACAAAGCACUACGGUUUUUGGGAUCCAAUGAUGAGGAGAUGUCCUAUGACAACAACCCUUUCAUCAAAGCACUAUAUGAUGGCUGUGCGUCCAGAAAAGGCUAUGAAAAAACUGUGAUUGAAAUCAAUACACCGAAAAUUGAUCAAGUACCUAUCGUUGAUGUAAUGAUCAAUGACUUUGGUGAUCAGAAUCAGAAAUUUGGAUUUGAAGUUGGUCCUGUUUGUUUUCUUGGCUAAGAUUAGGACAAAGAACAUCUGAAAUCAACAGAAAAAAUAUCUUGGUGCCACCAAGCCAUUUUAUGCCACAUGCAAGUUUUGAAUAAGGAUGGUAUAGAAAACAACUUGCUGCGUAUAUACGUACCAAUUAGAAAUCCCGAUGCCCUUGUGGGGGCAGAAUCACAUGACAAAAGCUUCGAAAAUCAUAAAAUAUAAGAGUGUGGCUGAGAUGGAAACAGGCCUUAUUCUUGAUUCCCAAUUUUCAUCUCUCCCUUUCCUAUUUGGAUUUCUUUGGUGCUGUAG
Messenger RNA from Prionailurus viverrinus (fishing cat), 5532 nucleotides. It is a transcript of the gene COL11A1, whose product is annotated as collagen type XI alpha 1 chain. Gene Ontology annotation, molecular function: extracellular matrix structural constituent. Bases 1 to 5250 code for a protein of 1749 amino acids. The transcript has 67 exons. The record is from RefSeq and is a predicted model, not a curated record. NCBI's taxonomy places the organism in Eukaryota, Metazoa, Chordata, Mammalia, Carnivora, Felidae.